Molecule: messenger RNA, 1592 nt
Organism: Drosophila mojavensis
Lineage: Eukaryota; Metazoa; Arthropoda; Insecta; Diptera; Drosophilidae
Product: glycine-rich cell wall structural protein
Exons: 3
Coding region: 182-1360 (392 amino acids)
Source: RefSeq, a predicted model, not a curated record
UUUUUUCCCCUAUGUGUUUUCCAUUAGAAGUCGAAGAUCAUUAGCAAUAUUGAACGGAAUUUUCAGCUAUAAAUUGUGCUGCCUGCCAGCCAAGAAGCAUCACAAGCUUUUGGAGCAGCGCACCGAGAGCUACUGAAACAACAACAAACCAACUGCAAAAUCAAAGCAUUCUAUUAUCAACAUGAAGGUCUUUGUCUGCUUGCUAGCCACCUUGGCUCUGGCUAAUGCCGGACAACGCGGAGGUGCAGGUGGCGGUGGCUAUCUGCCAGGCGGAGGACACGGUGGCGGCGGCGGCGGCGGUGGUGGCUUCAGGAAUGGCGCCGGACUCAUUUCGCAUGUGUCGCAGUCUCACGGCAACACAAAGGUGCACAUUGGUGGUGCUGGAGGUGGAGCUGGAGGCCAUGGUGGCGCCGGAGCCUAUGGCGGCGGCGGCGGCGGUGGUGGUGGCUGGCAGGGUGCCGGUGCUAGUGCUGGUGCUGGUGCUGGCGGCUGGCAGGGAGCCGGUGCUGGCGGUGGACGCGGCGGCUAUGGUGCUGGCGGCGCAGGAGCCGGCGGCUGGCAAGGAGCAGGUGCUGGUGGCGGACGCGGCGGCGGCGGCGGCGGCUAUGGCGGUGGUGCAGGUGCUGGUGGCUGGCAGGGAGCAGGUGCUGGUGGCGGACGCGGCGGCGGCUAUGGCGGUGGUGCUGGUGCUGGUGGCUGGCAAGGUGGUGCUGGAGGUGGCGGUGGCAAUGCCUGGGGCAAUCCAGCCUCUUUCGACUAUUCUGUGAACCAUGGCGCUAGCUCCUCCGUCGGUGGCGGCUCUCGCGGUGGAGCUGGCUGGUGGAACGAUAGCAAAAUGAAACCGUUCGCAUGCAUCUUUGUUAUCCUUGUUGCCCUGCUGGCCGGCAGCCAGGCCACGUUCGAUAGUCUCCUUGGCGGCGGCGGCGGCGGUGGCGGCGGCGGCAACAUCAAUGGCGCUGGUGGUGCUGGCGGCAUUGUCCAGCUGCUGCAGAGCAAACUGGGCAGUCUUGGCGGCGGUCUAGGCGGCGGUCUUGGCGGUGGUCAGAGCGGAGGACUUGGCGGUGGACUUGGUGGUGGACUUGGCGGUGGACUCGCCAGCAAGCUUGGUGGCGGCGGCGGCGCUGUUGGUGGUGGCUACUCUGGCGCACGUUCCGGCGGUUACUCUGCGGGCCCAUCCCGCGCCUACUCAGCUGGCCCAUCCCGCUCCUACUCAGCUCCAUCCAAGGUCAUCGUCCUGGAGGUGAUCAACCAGGCACAGAGCGGCGGUCAUGGCGGCUACUCCAGCGGCGGUGGCUAUGGUGGCUACUCGGGCAGCUACGCUCGCUCCUCCGGUGGUUCAGGCUGGAACAAGGGCUGGUAAACGGCCUCAGGCUCAAGUUCAAACAGGGAGUUUGGCUAGCAUCUGCAAUGUUUUCCAAUUAUUUCUAAGUUCCAAAUUUUUUUUUUUUUUUUUUUUUGUUUAUUAAAUGAUUUUAUAUGUUAAAAAUUACAAACUUUUGUUGCUAAUCUUAAGCUGAAUACAAACAGAGAAAUAUGAAUUGAUAUUGACGGCUUUUUAAUGAGGCAUCGCCGCCUAAAACUGGUUGGGAACG